Molecule: messenger RNA, 2115 nt
Organism: Eremothecium gossypii ATCC 10895
Lineage: Eukaryota; Fungi; Ascomycota; Saccharomycetes; Saccharomycetales; Saccharomycetaceae
Gene: SEC1
Product: Sec1p
Exons: 2
Coding region: 1-2115 (704 amino acids)
Biological process (GO): vesicle-mediated transport; intracellular protein transport
Cellular component (GO): secretory granule; plasma membrane
Molecular function (GO): syntaxin binding
Source: RefSeq, marked provisional
AUGUCAGACUUAAUUGAGCUGCAGAAGAACUAUGUGGUGUCCUUUCUAAACAGCAUCGAGACAGAACAUGGAAUUAAGUUUCUUGUGGUCGACCGGGUGGUCGAUAGGCUGCUGGAGUGCCUCUUUGCAGAGCGCAGCGAAUUGCUGAAGUAUGUGACAGCAGUGGACAUAAUUGACUCCGAGACGCGGUCGGGGCAAGCGUCAGUAGACGUCGUGUACAUGGUCAGUCCGACACGAUACAACAUCAACUGCAUUGAUGCGGACUUCAGUAACGUUCCGCCCAAGUAUCGGAGGCAUCACAUCAGGUUUCUCCCCGGGUUAGACCAGGGGCUGGCGCAGUACCUACACUCGCGGCGGAACCUUUCGCAGUUUAUGGUGUCGCUGGCGGAGAUAAAGUGCGGAUUCUACCCUCGCGAGCAGCAGUACUUUGAGACGAUUGGGAUUGAUCAACCGCUACAGGUCUUUUUCAACGCUCAAUGCACGGACCUGAUCGAGAGAAACAUACGCAGAACGGUCCACAGUCUCCUAAACAUCUGUAUUGUGACUGGAGAAUACCCAAUCGUCCGCUAUUCGGAGCCGAAUCCAGAAGUGUCCGCCUUAAGCCGGCCUACUCUGCUGGCGAAGAAACUCGCCGUGGAGUUUCAAUAUGAACUGGACAACUACGCGCGCCAGCACGAGGACUUCCCACCUGCGAAUUCAAGGCCCCGGUCUAUAUUUAUAAUUGCGAGUCGUGCCCUUGACCUUUUCAGCCCUCUGGUGCAUGAUUUUACCUACCAGUCCAUGGCUUACGAUUUGGUAAAUGAGGUGAACAUGACAACGGACGUGUUCAGCUAUGAGGCUGAGAACGAGAUGGGAGAACGUGAGCAGAAGACAUCCAAGCUUGCUGACCUGGUAGAUCCGGACUGGCUUGAACUCAAGCAUCAACAUAUCGCUGACGCAAGCGAAUACCUGAACAGUAAGAUAAAUGAGAUGAUUGCAAAGAAUCCACUUUUAGUGGACAGAAGUAAGGUGAAGACCACCACUGACUUAUUAAGCGUUGUUGCGCACUUGAAGGAUUUUGACGAAGAGAGAAGAAGGAUAACAGUUCACAAAACUCUAAUCGACCAAUGCUUGGAGACAUCAAAGCAGAGAAACCUGGUUGAAGCAUCCGAAGUUGAGCAGGCUCUUUGUAGUUUCGGUCUCGACAUCGACGGUAACAAGGUCAAGAAUUUCACUGACGAGUUUGUAAACAUGUUAGCAAGUACAAAUGCGUCUACUACGGAUAAGGUUCGUUAUAUCAUAGAAUAUGCGCUUUUCCGUGGGGGAUUGAUCGAGCCUGACCUGGUUAAAUUGUUGGCCUUCAUUGGCAUUGAACCUAACCACAAAUUCUAUAAACAUUUCAUGCAACUCUUCAAGAACUUUGACUUUAUGGGCUUUCAAUUAAUAAAACCACACGUGAAGGACCCGCCAUUUAAAAAGGAAUGGGCACAUAGCACACUGACUAACGAUCCAAAUAUUUAUCAAACUUCUAGAUUUGUUCCUGCUGUUGGGAAUGCCUUGUCCAGUGUCAUCACCAAUCCUCUUUUGCUAAGCGAAGAUUCUUUCCCCUACGUCAAGGAUAAGCCAAUUGAAUUACUGGAUCCAGGUUUGCAAUCAAGUUUACAGGCGACUACAUCUGUAGCUUCUCUGAAAAAUCCAAGACAUAAGGCAGCCUGGGCCAAGACCAACUCUCAGUCAAAGAUCCCGAAGCAACGCUUUUUCUAUUACAUUCUUGGUGGGAUAACACAUGUGGAGCUAAAAGCUGCUAGCACACAGUCACAUAUGAAGAAUAAAGAUGUCUUCAUUGGUAGUGACUCUAUACUAACGCCAUUGCAAUUCAUGCAGGGGGUGGAAAAGCUAUCUGAAAGCAGAGACCACUUAAGAUUAAAAGACGAUAGCACUGAGCCAGUUGAGCCGCCUAGUUUUCUGUUUAGAAGGGCUCCCAAAUCAUCCCCUGUCAAUCAACCCCAAAGGCACCACCUACCUGAACAACCGCGGCCACAGACAUCAGCGGUUUGUUCGGCCCCAACACCUUUGGAAGACGCGAAGGAAAAGGACAAGAGGCGUCACAAGUUUACUAAAUUCCUGAGAAAAUAA